Rhododendron vialii is the source of this 1709-nucleotide messenger RNA. Its product is annotated as acyl-CoA--sterol O-acyltransferase 1-like. NCBI's taxonomy places the organism in Eukaryota, Viridiplantae, Streptophyta, Magnoliopsida, Ericales, Ericaceae. The record is from RefSeq and is a predicted model, not a curated record. The coding region runs from base 208 to 1320 and encodes 370 amino acids. Gene Ontology annotation, biological process: lipid metabolic process. The transcript has a single exon.
AUUGAUCAUUUACACAAGAAUCAAUAACAAGUAUACAGGGAGUUUCAAAUUUGACACCUGAAAAAGCAACAAACUCCCGAAUCUCUAGAGUCUAAACUAUCAGGCUAACCCCUUGGCCGGGGUUGAUCCCUUAAUAAGCUCCUCCCCCUGUUAUUCUAUUUCUUCAAGUUUGUUUGAGAAAAAUAGAAAGAGGAAGAAGAAGGAGAAAUGGAAGGGGAGAUCAGAAACUUCAUAGCAGUCUGGAUCACAGCCUUGCUAUCUCUUUGCUACUGCCACACCAUAUCCAAGUUCAUCCCCAGAGGUGCAACCAGAUUCUGCACCAUCCUCCCAAUCAUCCUCCUCUUCCUCUACCUUCCACUCCACCUCACCACCAUCCACCUUGGUUCCACCACAGCUUUCUUCAUAACAUGGCUUGCCAAUUUCAAACUCCUCCUCUUUGCCUUUGGCAAGGGCCCUCUCUCUUCCAACCCACCCCUUUCACUGCCCUACUUCCUCCUUUUCUCUUGCCUGCCCAUCAAGGUACAACACCACCAAGCACCACCAAAUUCUCCAAAACCACAAGUUAUACAAAACCAAAAAUACCCAUCUCCCCAAACUUCCCAAAAUUCCCAUAAAUCACCCGCAAACUAUGGUACCAAAAUUGUACUCUUAGCUAUGCUCAUACAAGCCUACAGAUAUAAAGAAUCUAUUCACCCUAAGGUAAUUAUGGUCCUUUAUGGCCUCCACAUUUACAUCAACCUGGAAUUGUUGCUGGUCAUUGUGGCGGCUGCGGUCCGAACUUCGGCUCAGCUCGAGCUCGAGCCGCAGUUCGACGAGCCCUACCUUGCUACUUCCCUCCAAGACUUCUGGGGCAAGAGAUGGAACCUCAUGGUGUCCAGUAUCCUGCACCCGACCGUAUACGUUCCCGUCCGGUCUAUUUCCGCCCGUGUGAUCGGGCGCAAGUGGGCCCCACUCCCCGCAACCAUAGCCGCGUUCUUUGUGUCCGGCCUGAUGCAUGAGUUGAUCUUUUACUACGCGGGGCGACUGAGACCCACGUUGGAGGUCACGUGCUUCUUUCUCAUCCAUGGGGUCUGUUUGGCUGCAGAAAUCGCUGUGAAAAGGGCGUUAAAUGGAAAAUUCAGGCUGCCCCGGGUUGUCGCUGGACCGGCGGUGAUCGGGUUCGUGGUGGUUACCGGUGUGUGGCUGUUUAUUCCUGCGUUUCUACGGUUCGAGGCCGAUGUUAUGGUCAAGAGAGAGACGGCUGCUUAUGUUGAGUUCGCCAAGGAAGUAGUUAGAGUCGCCAACGUGAGAUUUAGAUCUUUCAAUGUAGUAAGUGCAUAGGAAACACCUUAAAUAUUUGUUAGGAAGUUCUAAUAGGACUUGGGGUUUCCUGUGAUUUGAGGGCACAACAGGGUAUUAUGUAUGUUGGAAUUCCUUCCGAAUUCGGUGAAUGAAAUCGGUGCAUUCAAAGGGUCUUUCGAGGCAAUUGAAAGAACAUAUAUAUUCAGUUCGAUAAGUAGGUCUUCUGAUUACCACGAUCUAACUGUUUUAUUGUGGUAGACGGACACCGGUACUACCUCCGACAUCCUCGGUGAGGCAGCGAAUCUGUUUUAAAAAGACUCUAUACAGAGUACAUGACUCGGUUUGCUUGUUAACUUGUUUCGUUUCUAUUCAUGUAAUCUGUAUUAUCAUUGGAUCGUUAAUGGAAUUGCCGAGAAGAGCACACACAA